UACUUUAUCAAUAAUUUGAUAAAGAUUAAAAUAAUAUUAAUAAUAUUUAAGUAUUUGCGCAGAAAUAAAUUGACUUUAACCGAAAUUUAACGCUUCAAGUUGCUGGCACAGGUUAAGAGUUAGAGUGGGGGGUAUCACAGGCACUACGUUGGGCGUAUAUGAAUACGUCCACGAGAGAUGCCGUCGUUUCGUGUUUCGAGUUUUUGCACAACAGCCGUGGGCCAAGCAACAACGCACUCGCGCUCAAGUCAAAUCACAUUCUUCAAGAAAGAUUCGAAGUUCUAUAUUGAUUAUUACAAAACUGAAUUACUGCAGUCUCCGUUUCUCUCAAUGGUUUUAGCCUAACCUCUUCUAUUGCAAACUACAGUGGAACAUGACAAAAGGUGGCAUCACUGGGGAUGUGUUGGAAGCACGGACAGAGCUGUGCUCAUUGAUAUGACGCCAUUUUACUAACCUUUUCGGCGCGGAUCGCGACGAUCCACUUAAGGUGCUCCACUUCGUACCACUUCAAGAGCGUUCAAUUUUAUCGUUUACAUUUUACAAACCAUACACGCUCUUUCGUAAUUCCAAGAGAUUCGUUCAAGCCGGAUUUAACCGGAAGGUAUGCAACCCUCGUUGCACUGGGAUCAUUCUUAUGUGCAACAAAAGCUUACAGCAAUACUUUUUUGCUGAAAUUUGUUACUACGGCAUCCUGGCUUCGUGUGUACUUUCAUUCGUCUUAUUUUGACACUAAUUUCGUCGUAGUAAACUGUUUUUGUGGGAACUUUGGGGCUGUGUCAUCGUGGAGUGAUGAUCACUGCGAAGGGCUUCUUGCAUGUCAUACCAUGUGCUCAAUUUUGUAAUACCCUUAUCAGAGGUAAUAUCACUGUAGCCAAGCAGUGUUAUUAUGGAAGAUGAAGAUGGUGAAAGUAAAGUUAUGGAUAUGUGGAGCAUUUUGGGAAAACAACAACUUAAAGAUACUUCUAUUGGAAAUUCAUUGAAGUCAUCUAUUGACAACACAUAUACUGAUGUAAUAGAAGAAGAAAAGCAAUUAUUGCAAUAUAAUUCUAUUACAACCAAAGAUUCUCCAAGCAAAAAUAACAGUACAGGAUCAAAAAUUGUGUUUAAAGGUUUUAAAAAGCGUAUUUUGGCACAAGCUCAAGAAACACAAACAAAUACAUUAAAAAAUAUAGUGCAAGAACAACAAUCACCGCAUUCUAAUGUCUCAUCCAAAAAUAAUAAAGAAAAAAGGGCAGAAAUCAAACGAGGCAAAAUAACAGAAUAUGCACAAUAUUUGGGUCUUCAACCUUCAUCAAAAAAUAAGUGUUCAAAGUGUCAAUCAUCAUCAAAUUUGUGUUCUUCAUUAAAACAAAGUUCGUGUUCUUGCAAUUCCACAAUGACACCAAUGCCCAGCACAUCAGAAUCAUCUACAGUGCCACAUUCUCCCAAUUUUAAAAUUACAAGAAAAGUUUAUCUUUGUGCAGCAUGUGGCACAUAUUUUGAAAAUUGGAAUUUAUUUUUACAUAUGAGAGAUAUACAUAAACGUCAUAUAUGUUUAUUUUGUCUUGGAAUGUUUGGUCAAGCUGAAAGAUUAUCACAUCAUUUAAUAAAAAAACAUAGUGUUCCAGAAAUGGCGUUUACAUCUGUUGAAGAUUUUUAUGGUGCUUUCAAAGGAUCGUGUUAUUUAGUUUGUUGCACAUGUGAGAAAGUUUUUUCAGAAACAGAUAAUUUUUAUAAUCAUUUUUGUUCACCAACAUCUAAACAAGAUAUUACUACAUCUAUAUGCACAUUAUGUAGACAAACAGGUUCACAUGCAAGUACUUGCAGUUUAGCUGUUGAAACUAAUAAAGAAAUAAAUUCUGGUUUACCACCUACUACACAAACAGGGGUAAUAUCAACUAAUGUAUUUGAUAAGGAUGUAAAUAGUGAAAAUAAGACUGUCCCAAGGAAAUUAAUAAAAAAUAAUAGAUCUAAACACAUGGAAGAUAUGUCAAAUCAACAAAAAAUAAUUCAUGCAAAAAAGACCAAUAAUAAAGUUGCUGUAUCUCAGUCAAAUGAGAGCCAAGUAAUUGAUGAAACAUUAAACAGGGAUGAGAAUUCUCAGAACUUAAUAACACAAAAUAUAGCUAAAGAUACUAUUUCAGAAACUAUAAUGGAAGUCUCAAAAUAUAUUGAAGAAUCUAAUGAGAAAAAGGAAGAAACAAAUGAGAAAAAGAUUUGUCAAAGUAAUUCAGAACUAAAUUCUGUUAAUUCACCCAGCCAUAAUAUGCCAUAUGAUAGUGUAACAGAAACUAUUAUGGAAGUAUCACGAUGUACAAAUAAUGUAGAAAAUCUUGAUGAUAAAAAUAAGAAAGAAAAUGUAAAAGAUGAAGUUUCAUUGAAUGCAUCUGAUAAAUCAGAAAUGGAUUCUAAUGAAACAGCUAAACUUGAUACAAAAUCUUUAAGCUCAACUGAAGAAACUAAUACUAAAAUAAAUGAUAUAAAUUCUAUAAAUCAAGAAGUAGAAGAAAAUAUAGUGAAAGACAAAAUGGAAGAAACUAUAUUAAAAACAGAAGACUUUCAAUCUCAUAUAUCUGAAAGUCCUGUGCAUAGUCCAGUUAGUAGAUCAUUAUUUAGUCCUCAACAUGAAUCAAAUAUAUCUGAUCUCCAGUCCAAAGAAAAAAUUUAUGAAAAUGAUAACAAAGAAAAUUUUGAUGCACCUAAUGAAUCUCAGACUUCAGUAUCAUUCAAUACCAGUGAAACUUCUGAUAGAAGUUUGGUUAUAAAAAUAUGUACUAAUAAAAAUUCUCAAUUUUCUGUUGCAACUAAUAAUGAUAGUGUAGAAAAUGAUAUUAGUAGAAAAUCAGAAGAAAAUAAUAAUGCAGAAAGUUCAUUAACAGAAGAAAAGGAAUCUAAAAUUUUUGAAGAGGAAAGAGAUAAUAGUAAUAAUUAUCAAGUGAAUGAUGAAGACAGUGAUUCUGAUAGUUUCAAAUUGGCAGUAGUAGAUAGCAAUCCUGAAGAAACUGAGGAAGUUGAAGAAAGUAAUGAAUGUAAAACAGAAACAGAAAUUAAAAUUGAAUCAAAUAUAAAUAUUGGAAAUAAUGAAAAUCAAAUUGAAACUGCUGGUGAAAAGACAAUUAAUAUAGAUACAAAUGGAAAACAAGAUGAAAACACAAAAGAUAAUAAUCAAAAUCAGAUUGAGAUUUCAACACAAUCUCAAAUGCAGCCAAGUGAUGGAAUAAUUUUGGCUGGAGAGGAUGUUCCUUGCAUUGAUCUUAAUGUUGAUGGUACCUUAGAUAGUAUAGAGAUAGAAGAUUUAUUAAAACGUUGUAUAGAAGCAGCCAGUCCUUUUUGCGUUUAUUGUAAUCACGCACGUCAUAUAGCAGUUAAUGGUAAACAAUUAGGAUUACAUGUACUUGCAGAACAUAAAUUUCAACCUCAACAUCCUGCCAUAAUUAUUCAACCAGAACAAUUUAUUAAUAGAGUAAAAAAGUCUCUUGAUGAAAUAGAUUCUCAUUUCUUUAAUUUAGAUUCUUAUAGUAGCACAAAUGGUACAUAUAAUAUUCCAAAUGUAAGGACAUAUGAAUGCUUUCAUUGUAGAUUCCAUUCUGCCAUACAUAAAGAACUUUAUCUACAUAACAGAAAGAUGCAUCAAAAGACAAUUUUAAUUUGUAUUAUGUGUAAAUCCACUUUUUAUAGUUAUAGUGAAUUACUUUGUCACUUAUGUCCUGGUACAUACUCUCCAAAUAUUAAUGUCAGAUACAGAUGUUGUCUUUGUCCUAUGGCAAAUCUUCCAUCUGCAUUUAGAUUAAUGGUACAUUUACGUAAAAGACAUCAUGCAUGUGAUGUUUGUUUAGAAUCCACUGGAAAUCAGCAGCGUCUUUCCAACCAUGUUUGGAAACAUAAACUUCAUCAUUUAUGCUAUAGAUGUGGUAUUGCAUAUAGAAACAAACCAGAUAUCACAAAACAUUUAUUUUGGAAGCACGGAACAGAAAGUGUAUUAUGUAAAAAGUGUUUACAAAAAAAGUGGCCACAUAUUUAUCACUUUUGUAUACCACCUACAGCUUUUGUUUGUGAAGAAUGUGGUUCUAGUUUUUCACGAGCUGUCGCAUUGAAAGUGCAUAAAAGAUUACAUUCCGGAGAUCAUCCAUAUGCUUGUAGCGAAUGCUCUGAGCGUUUCAUUUCUCGAAAAUUAUUGACCAAACAUGAAAAUGCUCAUAAAGAACCACCACCAGUUAGUACAAAUUUGACAGAAACAAUGAAUCAACAACCAGCGAAUAAUGAAGAAAAAUUAGAUAAAGAAAAAUCAGGUAUAAAUGAUGGUAAUACAAAUGUUUCUGAGUCAACAAAAGAAACUAAAGAACCUGUGAAAAAAGUUGUUGAUGUUUACGAUUUACCACCAUUGAACUUAUCUUCUGAAAGUGAUACAGAUUCUGAGGAAGAAAAGCAAGAAACUAAAGAAUCUGACAAUACUGAAAAAUUGAAACCAACCGAAGAAAAUGCAAUAUCUUCAGAUCAAUCAAAAAUCGUAACUUCUGAACCUGUUGCAGACAGUAUAGUAGAAGUUGAACAAAAUGAAGAAGAGAAAAAACAAGGGGCAGAAAUCAUGGAUGGUAUCUGGGAUAAUUUUAAAACGUAUGCAGCUAGUUUAGAAAUGAAAGAAUCAACCAAUAAUUUUGCAAUCAAAGAACAAGAGCCAGAGACCGACGUAGCGUUCCUAAGGAGUAUAGUGUUGGCCGAUCACGAUUAUUGUGUCGUAUGGUCGGAUAAAGAAAAGGAAAAGGAUGCAGCGUCAAAAGCAAAUAUCAAAGAAGAAGCAAACUUAAGCGGGGACCAAGAUUAUUUAAACAAAAUGCAAACAAGUCCAUUGGACAGUAACGGAAUUCAAAAUACUAACGAAGAUGAUCCGAAUAAGAAAAAAGCAAAAAGUCCGAAGAAAAAGAAACAAGGUGGAAGUACGUCAUCGAGUGAUUCAUCAAGUGAUAGUGAUUCGAGUAGCUGUUCUUGCGGAACUAACUGUAGCUGUAGUAGUUCAUCUUCCGGCAGUUCUUCUAGUUCUAGUAGUAGUUCUGAUUCGGAUAGCUCUACUUCGGAAGGUUCACCGAAAAAACAAUCUAAACGAAAAAAGGAAAAAGAAGGUACACAAGGAGCGGAAACUGAGCUUGAGAACAAGGAAAUUUCUCCAGAUAAAAAUGGAUCGACAUCGGUUCCUGCAGAGCCAGUUUGUCCGCCGCAACUUUUAUUGAGAGAAUCUGAUUUAGAAACCGAAGAAACGGAAACGGACGAGGACUUUUAUGAUGAACAUCCACAACAACUUGCGAAUAAAUUACUCGCGGAGAAACGAAAUCAAUUAAUGCUUCUUGCUGCAGUUGCUCCAGCUUCUACAGAAUCAACGAUGCCGUUGAAUAACGGUUUGACAGAUACAGAUAUUACGGUUCCUUCUCCGGACACGAUACCUGCCGCCACGGAGGAGGAUCAAUCCCAACAAAAGAAAAAAGUAAAAACAAAAAAACGAAAGAAAGGAGAAAAGGCAAAACAACGUAAUGUGACGCCAACUGUCGAAUCCAUUAAAUUAAACAUUCCUAAAGCUUUUUACCAAAAUAAUCCGGGUUAUUCGGCUUCUUCGCCAGCGUUGAUGCAAUCAAAUAUAACAUCAAAUAUGUCUACGAAUGAUGUGCAUGCUAUGAAUGCAGGUGUCGAAUCCCAAGCGGGGAUAAUAGGACAAAAUAUGGGUGGAAGUGGUUCAGAAGCAGAAAAUAAGCGAUCAUCGAAACGGAAACGAAUACCAAAACGAUUUUACGGUGAUUCUAGCGACGACGAAGUAGAAAAACAACCCACGGUAAAGUGGAGAAAAGUAGACACACCUUCUUUCACGCCGGUAUCGACCGUAAAAACAUUGCCACCGAGAUUGCCUUUUGGCGGGAAGAAUAUGGCUUACCGACCGAUGGAAAAUCAGCCAGAGAAUGUAGGAGUCACUACUGCUUCUCCUACCGAAUCGGAAGAGCCCGCGGAUAGUAGCAGUGAUUCUAGCGAUUCUGAAGUAGAAUCCAGUCAACAAAUGCAGACUCAUUUGACGGAAAGUAACCCACCAGCACCAGAGCGACCAGUUAAUUUGUAUUGUUAUUGUCAGUGUCCGUAUGACGAAGUGUCAGAAAUGAUAGCCUGUGAUGCCGAGGACUGUCGUAUUGAAUGGUUUCAUUUCGAAUGUGUCGGUAUUAUGGUGCCACCGAAAGGCAAAUGGUAUUGUCCAGACUGUCGGAAGAAACAUGGAAUCGUGCAAAACGAGGACUAUUUUGACUGAUAGCAGCGGGUCGUGUCUGCGUGUUGAAAUUUCUAUCUAGGCAUUCUUGACAAUGGAUAUUCAAUUUUCUCUCUCUUACAUACAUAUAUUCGGCAUCUAUCUAUUCAUCUAUCAUCUAUCUAUUUAUCUAUCUAUAUUUCUCAGUCUUUUAAAACUUUUUUAAGUAAUUUAACGAGGAUAUGUUCGAGAAUCGCUUCGAAUAUCGUUCAAAGUGUAAAAUAUUGUUUUAUGGUCUUUUAUUUAAUGGUUUGACGAAUUCUAGAGACUUGAAACGUUCCAAUAUUGCAAUUUUUUUAAGAUUAAAAUUAAAAACAUUAGGGUUUAAGCUUAACCCGCAAUGGAGGAAUAUAUAAGAAAUAUAUGAUACAUCAUUGAAAUAUUGAAUUUGUAUUAAAUAUCUUUCUAUGCGAACAAAUAGUCAUAGCAAUUACGUUAUUUCUAAUUGGAGUUAAAAAUAUUUAUAAGAAAAAUUAUUGAAUAAUCAUGUAAAUGAAAUACAUUAUUUAUGAA
Apis dorsata (giant honeybee) is the source of this 6769-nucleotide messenger RNA. RefSeq lists its product as uncharacterized. Gene Ontology annotation, cellular component: nucleus. The record is from RefSeq and is a predicted model, not a curated record. Gene Ontology annotation, molecular function: DNA-binding transcription factor activity, RNA polymerase II-specific; RNA polymerase II cis-regulatory region sequence-specific DNA binding. Gene Ontology annotation, biological process: regulation of transcription by RNA polymerase II. Lineage: Eukaryota; Metazoa; Arthropoda; Insecta; Hymenoptera; Apidae. Bases 887 to 6259 code for a protein of 1790 amino acids. The transcript is spliced from 2 exons.